Messenger RNA from Solea senegalensis (Senegalese sole), 4150 nucleotides. It is a transcript of the gene gpc2, whose product is annotated as glypican 2. The transcript has 11 exons. The record is from RefSeq and is a predicted model, not a curated record. Bases 298 to 2055 code for a protein of 585 amino acids. Gene Ontology annotation, cellular component: plasma membrane; extracellular region; synapse. Gene Ontology annotation, biological process: cell migration; regulation of signal transduction; regulation of protein localization to membrane. Lineage: Eukaryota; Metazoa; Chordata; Actinopteri; Pleuronectiformes; Soleidae.
CUCACUUACACACAACAGCGGUUGCCUGUGAGGACACAUUGACUGCACACUGUAGAUGGAAACCGAUGUGAUAUAAAACCGAGUGCAGUUGAAUCUGCUAGUUACACGUUUCUGACAAAAUUAUGGUUUUAUUUUUUAAAGGAUGACUAUCUAGCACAGGAUUACUCUUUUUUCACUUUUGCGUUCAUCGUUUAAACCGGUCAGUCACCCACACACCCAUUAAUUCAUUAAUAAGCUACGUGUGUGUCACACUGAAACCGACCCCUCCACUGCUGGAUAUUUUUGGGGAGUUUGGAGAUGGAUACCCGGCUAUCUUUCUCCAGGUCUCCGUUGCUGGUGGUUCUCUGCGCGGUCACUGUCCUGCUGGGAACCCGGAGCCCCACGGCUGCUGCGGGGAGGAGCUGCGCCGACACCCGGCAGGUGUACGCGGAGAAGGGCUACGGCAUCAACACCGCACCGCUGACUCAGAUCUCCGGGGAGCACCUGCGGCUCUGCCCUCAGGACUACACCUGCUGCUCCAGUCAGAUGGAGGAGACGUUGGCCCUCCAAAGCGAGAGGGACUUCCUCAAAGCUAUCGAGGACAACAGCCAGUUCCUGUUGACCACCUUCAGCCAGAGACACCGCAGAUUUGACGAGUUCUUCAGAGAACUUAUAGAACUGUCAGAGAAGUCGAUGAACCAGAUGUUCACCAAGACCUACGGCCGGCUCUUCACCCAGAAUGCACACGUCUUCCAGGAGCUGUUUGUGGAGCUGCGCCGAUAUUACUCUGGGGGCAGUGUGAGUCUGACAGAGGUUCUGUCAGACUUCUGGUCCAGGCUGGUGGAGCGGGUCUUCUCUCUGGUCAACCCUCAGUAUCACUUCAGUGACGACUACCUGGAGUGUGUCAGCAAACACGCCGAGCAGCUGCAGCCGUUCGGAGACGUGCCUCGCAAACUGCGCGUGCAAGUGUCGAGGGCUUUCAUUGCAGCCAGAGCACUAUCUCAGGGCCUGGCCACUGGCCGGGACAUUGUUAAUAAAGCAACAAAGUUGACUGCAGAUUCAGAGUGUGUGCGUGGCCUGAUGCGUCAGUGGUACUGCCCCCUGUGUCGCGGCUUGCCCUCGCUGCGGCCCUGCCGCUCGCUGUGCCUUAACGUAAUGAAGGGCUGCUUAGCCAAUCAGGCCGACCUGGACAAUGAGUGGAAUAAUUUCAUUGAUGCUCUUUACCAGGUGUCAGAGAAGCUGGAGGGGCCUUUCAAUGUGGAGCUUGCAGCCGAUUCCAUCUCUGUGAAGGUGUCAGAGGCCAUCAUGCACAUGCAGGAAAACAGUGUCACCAUCUCUACAAAGGUGUUCCAGGGCUGUGGAAGCCCCAGACCAGCUCAAGGACGAUCUAAACGCUCACCCAAGGAGAGCGGAGGAAACAGGAGGCCUUUCCGCACUUACAGUCCUGAAGAGAAACCCACCACUGCUGCGGGCACCAACCUGGACCGGCUGGUUAGCGAGCUGAAGGAGAGACUGCGGCCGAUGCACGGCUUCUGGGUGUCCCUCCCACACACCACCUGCAAUGAUGAGAAGCUUGCCGCCGACGUCACUAAUGAAGACCGCUGCUGGAACGGACAGGCCCGUGGGAGGUAUCUCCCAGACGUGACAGGAGACGGGCUCGUCAGUCAGAUCAACAACCCCGAGGUGGAGGUGGACAUUGCCAGGCCAGAUGUGAGGACCAGACAGCUCAUCAUGGAGCUCAGGGUGGUGACCAACAAACUGAGACACGCUCAGAGCGGACAAGACAUGGACUUCAUGGACAGUGAGGAAGGCAGCGGCUCAGGGGGUGGAGACUAUGGUGAAAGGUACAAUGACGAUUGGCCAGGCUAUGGGCCUUAUUCUCCCCCCUACAACAAACCCUCUCACACUCCAGCCUCCAGCCCCGCGAAGCCACCUCGAGUCAGGGAGAAAAACGGAUCCAAGAAGAACAGAAAACCUGGAAUGGUUCAAGCAGCAGCAGCAAGCCCACUCACCUUCUCCCUGGUUCCCUUGUUGUCUUUGCCUAUCAUGGUCACUGUUGCCCCCAUGUGGAGAUAGCUGGUUAUUACAGUGUGGAGUUGGGUGGGGGGGGAAGGGUUCUGUCAUGCUUACUGUAAGUACAUUAUCAAGAAAAAGAAAAAUCAUUCCAUUAAUUACACCAGCAGAGAAAAAAAGAAGAUAAAACAGGUUAAUUUAGCAAUAAUCAAAACCCUGUUUACAGCAAAAUGAAUAUUUUUCUUACUGGCCCGAGCCACAACAGAAUAAUAACCAGACACACAUGAUUACAGGCAACACUCGAUAAGCACUGCCCUGUUUUAGUGCCAGCCACUUGUGCGAAGUUUGGUUUCCUUGUUGAUUGUGAACGGUGCGAAGCACAGAGAUAUUUUACUCCUGGGAAGCUCAGUAAUGCAACAGCAAAUGAAUUAGCGACGUGUUUUUUUGGUGGUCCUGGAGGACAAUGGUCUCAUGGAUUAAUGGUCUGUGAGAGAGAGAUUAGUCACGUUGAUUAAUUACUGUGUAGUUUCAGUGAACAGCUGGAAACGAUGGGAGUGGUUUUAUUUGCCGCCUUUGUCGUGGAAUUAACGUAAAUGGUUUAAUUUGGGUCUCGUUCUGGUUCAUUUUGUUCGUUUUGUCUCCUUUUUUUUAGUGAGAUGUAAUUUAAUUGCUUCAUGUAUGCGUUUUAAUUGGAAGGUAAAAAAAAGCAACACCUGACUUUUUUUGAAUGUACGCGAAAACUCAAAUUCAUUUUGAGUUUCUUUGUGACGAUAAUGUCAUUAUUUAAUAAUAGUUUAAUUUAUUUGUAAUAUAUUCCACUCUUCUUUUCAUGUUUGGGUUUCCGUUUUCAUCUUCUAAAAGAAGUGUUUUUCUUUAACUUUCUCUGGUUUCGCGGGGUUUAUUUAUUGAUGCUUUUGUAAACCAAUCAUUUAAAAAGAAAAAAUUAAACCAAUUGCGUUAAUUAUGAUAUGAAUAUGUAUUUCCCCAGUGUUAACCAGAGGUUGUUAAGUGUGUGAAUGUGUUUGUAUGUAUGAAUGAAUGAAUGUGUGUUUGUUCAUUGUUAAGAGUUUGAUUGUUUUGUUUGUUACAUGUUGUACUUUCAUGUUAUAGAGGUUUUGGUAAGAUGUUUUUAACGGUGUGCUUUUAUACUUGUUUUUCCUAAAAGCAACAAAAGACGAUGAAAAGUGUGAGUGGAAAAAUUGGAUUUGGAUCGGGAGUUCUGCGAAGAACCGAGAGCCACUGUCUCUGAAUUUUCAUACACUGAAUGUGUUUUGAUAAGAGUUCAUUUAAAGAUUUUUGAGCAAGUUGUGUGCUGAGCUUAAAGUCAUUUGACAUUUGUGGAAGUGCUUCAUUUACAGGUGCAGUGUGUACAAUUCCAACAUGUACUGGUGAAGUGGCAGCGUCACCUUUCCCUUCCAAGUGUGUUGGAAAACCCAUUUAGAGUCCAGUUUGCGUCAAAAUUCAAAACAGCAAUUCAUACAAUCAGACGAUACACUUAUAACAAGUUAAGAUUAAAAAUAUCUUCACUUAAAUGUUACACACUGGACCUUUAAUGAUUGUACCAGCAGUUUAAUGCCACUCUUUGUGUCUAUGAAGCUUUUCCUAAGCAGCUGGUUUGUUUAUCUUGGCAUAAAGGCUGUAAAUACCAAAAAAACAAAGAAAAAAAACAACAACUUGCUUACCAGCACCUUAAAGUUUACACAUAGUUUUUUCUUUGCAUGUGCCCCACGUGUUAUACCACAUAUGGAAAUGAUGCAGCACAAAAGACUCUUUGGCUGCUAAUUUCACAAAUUUUUAAAAUAGUUUGGUGAUCGGAUUUCCUACAUUUCUGCAAGAUGGCGACGCCAGAGGAACUGUCCAUCAUUUUGAACUGAAUAUUAUGAGCUAAACAUUUAGGUUCAUGUAGUGCACUGCAUGUUGAUAUAAUUGCCACUGAGAAGCACACGAACAAGACAACUGCUACCUUUGGACUCAGCAAACUAAGUUUCCCACUAUCUCCUGUUUUUAUGCUAAGCUAACCUGCUGCAGUUCCAACUUUUGUAAAAAAUAUUUGAACACUUUGUCUUUCUUUUAAGCUGCAGUCGAGCGAUGGAAUACAAAUUAUGUUUUUUUUGUCUCAGAAUUUAAAGACAGAAUUCUUGAAUUUUUGAACUCUGAC